Molecule: messenger RNA, 3576 nt
Organism: Prorocentrum cordatum
Lineage: Eukaryota; Dinophyceae; Prorocentrales; Prorocentraceae
Source: the annotation of a GenBank genome assembly
AUGUCGGCAGUGAGCGACGAGUUCGAGUUGCAGCUGGGCGAGGACGCAGCCACCCUUUCCCGCCGCAAGAAACAAAGGAAGGAGCCCCUGCCGCUAGCCUUCGGCGAUGCCUUGGACGUCCGCAAGACGCCGGGAUCCAGAGCCAGGGCCGCGUUCCAGAAGGAGAUGGAGGGCAGCGGUGUCAGCGUCGUGUUCACGCCGGACGGCCGCGAGUGCGUGAUCUGCGGGUCGAAGGACAGCGACACCGACGAGGUCGACGGCGGCCGGUGGGCAUGGGCGCGCAUGCCCGAGAAUGGAAAAUCGCAGGGCAAGCACUGCUGGUACUGCUGGAAGGCUUGGUUCGUCCGCUACCGCCACCAGGACGCCACCAGGACGAUCUCCAUGCUGACCUCUGCCUGCGGCACCGACGAUGGUCUCAUGACGCAGGUCAAGGACCUCAGGAACUGGGUGCUCGAUAAGGCAAAGAAGGAGGGGUCCAGGGACUUCUAUGUCAAGCACAGCGAGGUUCCCGCCGUCGUCAGCACCACGGAGCGCAACUUGACAUCUAUCGACGACGAGGACGAGUGGAUCGAGCUGGAGUAUUACAAAUAUUCCCACAAUGGCGGCAUGGGGGACCCCCUGACCAAUGGCAAGGGCCACGUCGUGGCCAAGGUCGACGGCGAGCUGGGCGUCGUCGUGAGAGGCCCGCCGAUCAAGAAGCUCAAGCGCUCCAAGCAGCAGAUCGCGGACCUGAAGAGGGUGCAGGACGACGGGUCGGUGGAGCCGAACGCCGGGCACAUGGCCGCCGUCUUCAACGACUUGUCCAGGGGCAUCGGCAUCGCGAUUGGUGCGCCCUCGGGUUCGGGCGCCUCGAGUUCAGGCACCUCCGCGUCGACGCCGCCCCGCCCGAGUGGCCAGGGCAAGAGUGACAGCCCGGCCUCCAACGAUCCGACGCCGUCGCAGGCUGCGGGCGCUCCUCCAGCGCCAGCUUCAGCCCCGCGCGUCGGGCUCGCGCUGCCCGCCGGCGUUGAGCUCGUGGUCCCCCAACUUCCUGGCAGCAAGGAUCCGGGCGAGGCCGCGGCGCCGGUGGCCAAGGCCAAGGCAGUGGCAAAGGUAAAGGCGGGGGCCAGGAAGGGGCAUCAGGGCGGCAGCGACGCUGGGCAAGGGGACGGGGCCACCGUCGCUUCAGGUCGCGGGCGCAAGAAGCGAAACCUCGUCGGCGAUGCCAAGAGGAUUGCCACGGAUUUCUCGGGCGCCGCCGACGAUAACAAGGCUUUCUUCGGCACGGGCUACAGCGGGCAGCUAGCCUGGGCCAAGCGGCUGCAGAAGGACUUCGCCGAGCGCAUGCCCGACAUUACUGUGGAGAAGGAGUACGACGAGCACCUCGUCAUGCAGAAGAUCCCUACGGUGGUGAUCAACGUGAUGCAGGCGAAGAAGAAGAGCGGUUCGGAUUCCGAGGAGUUCGCGAAGGUGGUGGCUGACAUGGCAGAUUUCUUGAGGAGGGGCCCCAAGGUGGACAUGCCUGUUUUGCCCGGGUUCGCCACGAUCACGUUGCAGAAGCAGGCGGCCGAGAGAUCCGAUCCCGUCCCCUCGUUCUGGCCGCUGAUCUCGCGCGAGAAUAUGAAGCUCCCCAAUUUGGCUCCAGAUGCAUUCGCGACCCUGCAGUCGGACCUCAUCGUGGAUAAGAUCAUCCAGUGCUUGGACAAGCGGGGCGAUUUCGACAAGCACAUCGCCGCGCUUUUCUUUGCCCCUGAGAAGAUCAAGGAGGCUGGGCUCGAUGACCACGCGAAGCGGCAGGUGGACGCGGUCGCCCUGGUCGCAUUCGCUGGGACUUGCGCCAUGGAGCUCAUGCAGACGCUCGACCGCGAGAAGUUGAAGACGGCCAUCACCGCAGUCGAGUGCGAGAAGAACGUGAUCAGCAACAGCAUGCUGUCGCAGGCCAUUGGCAAGAGGUUCCUCCAGCGCGUCAAGGACAAGAGAGAUCGGGUGCUCGCCGGGGACAAGAAGCUGGAGGUGUACGACAAGGCGGUCGGGGAUCUCCAGAGCCUCCUGCCGUCCACCGUCAAGGACCUCGCCGCGGUGGCGGGCCCCAUGUCCAAGGCUGUCUACUUCGUGAGCGAGAAGGGGCUGGAGCUGACGCAGGCCGAGCUGAAGCGGGACGGUUCCAACGUGGAAGUUACGUGCACGAAGCUCGUCGAGACGAUCUCCCGCCUCCACACCUUGCUCUUCCAGGCCGCGCACGGGCAGCUCAAGGACUUCCAGCCGUCCGACUCGUGGGAGACCGCCUAUUGCAACAUCAUCCUGACGAGCUUGGAGGAGCCGUUGACAGUCGUCGCCAACGGCAAUCACUUCGAGAUGGUGCUCGCAACCUUCCCGCACCUCAUGUCGAAUGAUACCCUCGUCGCGCUGGCCGAGGGGAGGCAGCAGGUCAAGGACGUUCUCUCCAACAUGGGGACGUGGCAGGUCACCCGCGAGGACGCCAGCCACUUCGCUCGGACGAUCGGGCGCUUCGCGAUGCACCCCAUCUGGGCGGAGGCGGCCCGGGGCGCUGACGACGACCCCGACUUUGGCACGCAGUUCACGGAUGCCUUCAAGGCGAAGUGGUUCCCGUCGGAGAUCGCUCGCUCCAUCAACGCCCGCAUCAACGAGGAUGAGGUGGUAAAGAGUGCCGUGCAGACGGUGUGGGACGCCAUCCCCGCGGAGUUCAUGUCCAGCAAGAUGCCAGACGCGGUCGAGUCGACCGACGCGAGCGACUCGGUGAACGUCUUGUUGAGUCUCGGGGACGAUAAGCUGUCUAUGCAAGUGUCAGUUCUCGUGGAUUGUUACACCUGCGUCUCGCUGCGGGAUCGACUGAAGACUCGUCGCCUUGGGUGCAAAGACGCGACGCCGGACUGGAGCGAGGACACGGUGGCCAUGUUCAAGCAGGGGCGCUCGACGCAGAGUGCGAUCCGCGCUCGCUUUGCCAACCCCUCGGUGCUCAAGUGCUUCGACCCGCCCGACGGCAUCGAGAUGCUCCACGUCUCCAGGUUCGAUAACUUCGCGAACGCUGGAGACCUGACUGCUGCGGCUAUGGAGCUCGACGUCGAAGCCUCGGAGGUCCUGAAUACCGAGUUCGGCCUGUGGGUCGAGGAAUGGCGGGCAGGCGCGAGCCAGCUGGCGACUAAGGUGUCGGGGAUGUGCCCGGAGGGCUGGCGCGCGUUCAAGGACGCGCUCAUGGACGAGGAGAACGAGGGGGUCCGCGAGAGUUUACUGCGCAACCAGGCGUUCACAGCCCUCAGCCAGAACGUCGAGCUCUUGUCCGCGACGCGCAAGGGCAUGAAGAUCGUCAACACCGGGGGGCACGACGGAUCCGUGUUCGACGUCAACUUGACCAAGACGCUGAAGGAGGCCAACGACCUCGGGGUGGACACUGUGACCACGACGUACGCGCUGCACAAGCUCACCAAGGACAUCGCCACCCAGAGCAGCGUCUUCGGCCGCAAGAAGGACAUCGCCGCCUUGAGGACCGCCGUCCAGGCCAAGGGUUGCUCGCUCGGGCCGUCCCUGGACGCCUACGCGACCAAGCUGGGGACCGUACUUCCCGCGCCGGCGGCCUAG